Micropterus dolomieu (smallmouth bass) is the source of this 1328-nucleotide messenger RNA. RefSeq names its product zinc finger protein 768-like. Gene Ontology annotation, cellular component: membrane; immunological synapse; tetraspanin-enriched microdomain. The record is from RefSeq and is a predicted model, not a curated record. The transcript has 5 exons. NCBI's taxonomy places the organism in Eukaryota, Metazoa, Chordata, Actinopteri, Centrarchiformes, Centrarchidae. The coding region runs from base 56 to 775 and encodes 239 amino acids.
ACACAAUUGUAACUAAGCCGUGAGGCCGUCAGCUGUUUUCUAAGAAAGAAUAUCCAUGGCUCUUUUGCGCAAAUACAUCUGGUUACUUGUGAUACUUGGAAUGAUUUUCGUGAGUGUGGUGAUCAGCCUCAUCUUUUUUCUCAUCAAUAAGUGCAUAUCCAGACAAGGCAAACACAGAAUCUCAAAUCUUCACAAAAGAUCAUACUUCAAUAUCAACAGCAACAAAUACCAGGAGACAACCCUUAAAGCCGAUGUUCCACCUUUACCUCCUCGGACACAGUUUCUCACAGCAGAGGCCCAAAGCUAUGAGAACCUGGCUGAGGCACCUGAAUAUGAGCAGAGCACAGCCGACUACGAGCAGAGCACACCAGACUAUGUGCAGAGCAUGCCAGACUACGAGCAGAGCACACCAGACUAUGUGCAGAGCAUGCCAGACUACGAGCAGAGCACACCAGACUAUGUGCAGAGCAUGCCAGACUACGAGCAGAACAUGCCAAACUAUGAGCAGAACAUACCAGACUAUGAGCAGAACAUAGCAGACUAUGAGCAGAGCAUACCAGACGAUGUGCAGAGCAUGCAAGACUACGAGCAAAUAGCAGACGUGCAGAGCCUGGACGAACAGCCUGACUAUGUGAAGGUGGAUGAAGAGGAGAUUCUCCCUCCUCCUCCACCAUGCGAGGAUCCAGCAGAAGACAACUCCUCCACAGAGGACUACGAUGACAUCGGAGGUGAAAACGAAAACGACGCUGAAGAGGACUACGACGACGUGGGAUAAGACCACAAGAGAACAGGAGAGAGACACUUUUGACUUUAUCAUCUUCUGGAUCCUGCGGAGCAGAGAGAUCAGAAUCACUUUACCUUGCCACAGAUUUCUUUUUGACGUUUGUUUUUUUUGAUUGUUUAUAGUUUUGUUUAAUAUUCAUGAAGUAGAACAUAAAGGACGUAAAUGUGUAUAUUUUGUGCAACUUAUGGAGAGAAGCACAAAGAACAGUUCUGACAGUGUAAGUGAUAUAACAGGGAGAGAAAGGUUUGAUUCUACUCUUAUGACCUUUAACACAUUCAUUCUAACUUUAACCAACAUUGUAAACAGUUUAUUUAUAGUUACUAUUAUUCUAUAGUAUGUGGCCGUAUUGGACAAUCAACAAUUAUUUGACUCAUGUACAUAGUUUAAAUAUUUGUUUAAUUAUUGGAAACACCUUGACAAAUUGAUCAGAUGGUGGUGGUCUAUACAAAUGAGAUUAGAUUAGAUUUAAUUUUAUUGUCAUUGCGCAUGUAACUGGUACAAAGCAACGAAACGCAGAUGCAUCCAAAUAAAAUUAUACUUUUUA